AUGAAGUGCGUGAUUGGGGGGGCGCAGCUCCGAGUGUUUGGAAGAGCAAUCCAUGCCAUAGCACGUGUCAGUGAUGAAUUUUGGUUUGACCCCGUGGAAAAAGGCCUUGCCUUAAGGUCGGUGAAUUCCUCGAGGUCAGCCUAUGCCUGUGUGUUCUUCUCCUCCGUGUUUUUCCAGCAGUACUGCUGGGCAGCCGUGUCCGAGCCCUGUCACAAGGAGAAGUCGUCCCUGCCCUGUAAACUGAGAGUUAAGGCAGUUCUCCCUGUGUUUAGAUGUGCCAACGUGCUGGGGAGGAAUGUAGAGAAGUGCAGCAUCUCUGCCAGCCCCAGGGAUCAUCACAUCACCUUCCAGCUGCUCUGCAGACACGGGGUUGUAAAAACCUAUAACCUGACCUUUCAAGAAUGUGAUCCCUUGCAGGCCGUUUUUGCAAAGCACAUGUGCCCAAACAUCCUGAAAGUCCACUCCAGGCUGCUGGCUGAUGUGAUGAUUCACUUCCCCACCAGCCAAGAGGAAAUAACCUUAUCUGUUACUCCACUGAAAGUCUCUUUCAAGAGUUACACCGAGGAAGACACUGACUUUUCCAGGACGGUGGUUACUGAGAUUCACCUCAGCCCAGAGGAAUUUGACUACUUUCAAAUUGGAGUAGAUUCUGAAGUGACAUUUUGCCUUAAGGAGUUGAGGGGCCUGCUGGCGUUUUCCGAAGCCACCGGAGUUCCUGUGUCCAUCCACUUCGACAGAUGUGGGAAGCCCAUUGCCUUCAGCGUGGAGGACGUGCUGCUGGAGGGCAGCUUCAUCCUGGCCACCCUGUGCGAGGCUCAGAAGGAGGAACAUUCCCAGGAGCUCUGCUGCCCACGGGUUUGGGGGCACUCAGAGGCACCCCCUGACAAACCCUCUGGGGAGGAGCCCAACAGCACAGACACUGCCAGACAUCCCCCGCGGGAUGGGAGCGCUGCCACCAACCCUGCGGCUGAAGGAGAGGUGAAAAGCGAUCCCAGAGCCACGGGGAGCGACGUCACAGGAAGAGCAGGAACAGCCACGGCCCGGGCAGCAGGAGAGGCCACGGAGGCUCCUGAUCAGAAGUUCCACUCCUUGUUCUUUGGAGCUGUUUCCCACAAGGAGAAGGACGCCAGGGGUCACAGCUUGCAGAGCCUGGCGACAGCCAGCGACACGGAGGAGGAGCUGGGCCCUGUGCAGAGCUCCCCGCUGCUGUAG
Myiozetetes cayanensis is the source of this 1212-nucleotide messenger RNA. It is a transcript of the gene RAD9B, whose product is annotated as RAD9 checkpoint clamp component B. The transcript has 12 exons. NCBI's taxonomy places the organism in Eukaryota, Metazoa, Chordata, Aves, Passeriformes, Tyrannidae. Gene Ontology annotation, biological process: cellular response to ionizing radiation; DNA repair; DNA replication checkpoint signaling. Bases 1 to 1212 code for a protein of 403 amino acids. The record is from RefSeq and is a predicted model, not a curated record. Gene Ontology annotation, cellular component: checkpoint clamp complex.